UUCACUUCCGAGUACAUUUUAUGAAUGACUCCAACUUCCCUCUGUGUAGCUUACUGACUUACUCGAAGAAACUGCAUCUCAGUACACUUGGUUUACCUGAGGCUACUACCACCAUCAAGUUAGUGCAAAUGGACUAUACUGCAACUCAGAGUGGCUUCAGACAGCGUAAGUUACAGCCUAAUAUGCGUCAAAGGAAUAGCUCCAUGGAUGGUUCAGAAGGCAGCCAGCUGUUCGAGGACACAAGCAGAGCUGCACCGGGAACACAAGCGGGGUACAGCAGUAACCAGCAGGCUGGACCUCAAGCAGCUGGAUUUCCUGGCCAGUCCAUCCUGUCAGACCCCAUGUCUAACCUGGCCAUGGCGUACGGCAGCUCGCUGGCUUCCCAGGGGAGGGAAAUGGUGGACAAGAAUCUGGACAGAUUCCUCCCAAUUUCUAAGCUCAAAUACUACUUUGCUGUGGAUACAGUGUAUGUGGGGAAGAAGCUAGGCCUUUUAGUUUUCCCUUACAUGCAUGAGAACUGGGAGGUCAGCUAUCAGCAGGACACUCCUGUGGCUCCACGCUUCGAUGUGAACGCUCCGGAUCUCUACAUCCCCUCCAUGAGCUUCAUCACAUACGUCCUGGUGGCUGGACUGGCCCUCGGCACACAGAACAAGUUUUCCCCGGAGCUGCUGGGAGUUCAGGCCAGUUCAGCUUUGGUGUGGCUGAUCAUGGAAGUCCUGGCCGUCCUGCUGUCGCUCUACCUUGUGACCGUUAACACAGACCUCACCACCAUAGACCUGCUCGCCUUCUCUGGCUACAAAUAUGUAGGGAUGAUCAUAGGCGUGGUUGCAGGCCUGAUGUUUGGGAGGCCAGCAUAUUAUCUCUCUCUACUCUGGUGUUGUGCUGCAAUUUUUGUCUUUAUGAUCCGCACUCUGCGUCUGAAGCUGCUAUCCGAGGCGGCGGCAGAAGGACGGCUGGUGAGAGGAACCAGAAACCAACUGAGGAUGUACCUCACCAUGUCUAUAGCUGCAGCACAGCCCAUCUUCAUGUACUGGCUCACCUACCACCUCGUCAGAUAAAACCUGGAGCAAACUCUUAGUCUUGUCUGAGAUGAACUCGGCUGUGUGAACGCCAUCUCACCCACUAAAAAAAAAAAACAACACACUCACAUAUCUAAAGAAGCAGAACUGGGAUGACAGUGGCCGCAGUUAUCUGGAUGAUAUUCCGUUUUUUACCAGACAGAAAGGACUUACUCGGUGUAUGAAUGGAGCAACAUCUCACAUGCUUAAAGACGAUUAAGAGAAGCAAGUGGCAGCGCUGCCGCCGCUCUCACAGCACAGCCGCGUGUCGUUAGUAUUGCCUUUAUGUUUUUUUGUCAUUUAUUUUAUGUGACGUCUUUAAAAGUUUGUAGCAACAUCAAGUGGCUUUAAUUUUGUUUUUUUUCUACACUGUAAUUAUUUGUUAAUGAUGUUUUAUAGGAAUAUUUAAGUAUGUAUGUUUGUGUAAAGCUAUUAAGUAUUAUUACAGAUGUCGCUCUUGUCUGAUAUCACAUGAGCGAUUUGAGCCGACCGGAAGAAAGCACACUAGCCUCACACAAACCGUCCAUUUCACCAGAAGGAGAAGAAGUGAAUUAUUUUCAGGUUUCAAAAUGAUCGGACCUGAAAAACCAAGGUCUGUAAAACAGGUGUGUGUAGUUCCACCUCAGUUUUAUCUCUCUCACUUUUUUCUAUGUGCUUUGGAACAUGUUCGAAGUUCUGCUGCCUGACAGCUCUUGAAUAGAAACCGAGAUGUACAGCUCACUCUGACAAGUUGACUUUGAUAUCUUUUUAAAGAACGAGUAAAUUAUUUACUGCUUUUCAUAAUUAAACUUAGAAGGAAUAAAAAGAAAGAUGAAAUGCUCUGUUCUGUGGACGUUUUAAGUCUGUAUGGCAUUCUUAAGGUGUUGGAAUGCUUUUUGUGCUUUAACGAGUCACCUGACGUCGCGAUGAAUCAAGCGACUCUGCUCUUUGUAAAUGUAGUCAUUGUAAACAAAUACCAGGGUAAUAUUCAUUUAAGUCAGGAAAAUUUUAAAUUAAGGAGCUUUUAAUUUUGCUCAGAUGUUAAGAAUGAGUAAGUAAUGAAAUGUUGAGUUCAUUGAGGUGACAAUAAAAACUUCUCUGGGUGUUGUGACAAAGUGCUCAUUUGAAAGGGAAUCCUGGAGUUACAGCGUUUCUCUUCACUUUGACGGGCGGUGACUGUUGCAGUAUGCAGAAAGCACACAACAUUUGGAAUUAAGCCAUUGACAUGAUCGAUGAUGUAGAAAUCAAAUAAAGCUAACUGAUUGUGAAUUGUU
This is a messenger RNA of Labrus bergylta (ballan wrasse), 2311 nucleotides long. RefSeq names its product Yip1 interacting factor homolog B (S. cerevisiae) (gene yif1b). NCBI's taxonomy places the organism in Eukaryota, Metazoa, Chordata, Actinopteri, Labriformes, Labridae. Gene Ontology annotation, biological process: endoplasmic reticulum to Golgi vesicle-mediated transport. Gene Ontology annotation, cellular component: endoplasmic reticulum-Golgi intermediate compartment; Golgi membrane; COPII-coated ER to Golgi transport vesicle. The record is from RefSeq and is a predicted model, not a curated record.